CAAGUAAAACCACAGUUAAACUUAAUGAGUCAAGUCAAAUCACCAUUGAUCUCUGUGAACAAGGUCAAGUCACAGUUGAUCUUUAUGAUCCCAGUCAAAUCACUACCAUUCUUCCAGAACUUCAUCACAUCUCAGUAGAUCUUCCAGAGCUUUGUCAUACCACAACAGAUCAUCCAGAGUCUUGUCACAUCUCAGCUGAACUGCCAGAGCCUCAUCACAUCCUGUCUGUUGUACCCAGCAAUGUUCUCUCAGCCUGUUGUAUUGCUGUAAAGGAGACUGUUACUGCCGCAGAACCUUCGGAGGCGUCAGUAGUAUCAUUCCAUGAACUUUCGUUGUGUCUUGUCACAGCUAUGGAGGCCGCCUAUGAACUCACCGCCUGCCGUCAUGGCCAUGGAGACCAUCUACCAUCUCAUCAUGGUCACGGAGGACGCCUGUUCACCUGUUCAUGUUCUCUGUUUCAGUCCUACCUGAUGAAACUUUCUAUCCUGUGCCAUCGACUCCACUGUGGUGGUCCUCUGAUCCGCCCUGUUGUGCUUCUGUCUCAUCUGCUCGGCUGUGGUGGUCCUCUGCUCCGCCCUGUUGGGCUUCUGUCCCGUCUGCUUGGCUGUAGUGGUCCUCUGCACCGCCCUGGUGGGCUUCUGUCCCAUCUCCUUGGCUGUGGUGGGCGUCUGCUCCACCCUGGUGGGCUUCUGUCCCGUCUGCUCAACUGUGGUGGUCAUCUGCUCCGCCUUGGUGGGCUCCAGUUCCACCUGCUCCACCCUGGUUUCCUGAUCUGCUGGCUUCGCCCUGGCCCCCUGAACUGUCUGAUCCACCCUGGCUACCUGCUAAGCCAUCACUCCCUGUCCCUGUUCCCCUCCAUGAACCUAGCCCCCCCAUCCCUCCCCCUGAUCCUCCACCAUUCCACCCCCCCUCCCCUUCCUGGUCUCUUUGUUUUGUUUUUGUUGUUCUUUCAGAGGAGCAUCUGGAAGCUGCUCCUUGGGUGGUGGGGGUAG
Carassius auratus (goldfish) is the source of this 992-nucleotide messenger RNA. RefSeq lists its product as uncharacterized. Lineage: Eukaryota; Metazoa; Chordata; Actinopteri; Cypriniformes; Cyprinidae. The coding region runs from base 351 to 992 and encodes 213 amino acids. The transcript is spliced from 2 exons. The record is from RefSeq and is a predicted model, not a curated record.